Messenger RNA from Pezoporus flaviventris, 2062 nucleotides. RefSeq names its product zinc finger protein 665-like. The coding region runs from base 319 to 1593 and encodes 424 amino acids. Gene Ontology annotation, biological process: regulation of immune system process; regulation of cytokine production; negative regulation of transcription by RNA polymerase II. The record is from RefSeq and is a predicted model, not a curated record. The transcript has a single exon. Lineage: Eukaryota; Metazoa; Chordata; Aves; Psittaciformes; Psittacidae.
CCUUGCAAUUUGCCCUGUCCAAAGCUUCCAUUCCUGCCUGUGACUUGUCUGAAUUCUCAUUUUAUUGCAGCUGAUGGUGGGAUUGUGAGCACAAAUGAAGACAAUGCCCAUCAAGACAUCCCCCGGCCAGUGGAGCCCAAGGGUUUCUGCUCAGGACUCUCCGAGGAGAACAGUUCCCAGGGUCCUGCACAGGACCCUGUUCUGCCACGCAGGUCCGAAAGGAUUCAGAGUUCUCUGGGGAGGAGGCCAAGCCGAGCAGCACUGUGUGGAAAAAGCUCCAGGAGGCUGCCGGAUGUUGUUCAGCAGAGAAACCCUUCCAUGGGGAAACUGACGAUACAUGGGGAGUGUGGGAAGAGUUUCCAGAUGAGCUCCAACCUCAUCCAGCAUCAGGGAAUCCCCACUGGAGAAAAACCCUUCUCCUGCACCGAAUGUGGGGAGAGUUUCAAGUGCCGGUCACAACUCGUCCAGCACCAGAUGAUCCACACAGGGGAGCGGCCCUACGAGUGCCCCGAGUGCGGGAAGAGGUUCCGAGAAAGCUCGAACCUGAUCCGGCACCAGGUAACCCACACCGGGGAGAAGCCUUACAAAUGUGGCGAGUGUGGGAAGAGCUUCUCUGACAACUCGCAGUUAAUCCAGCACCAGUGGGUGCACACUGGGGAGAAACCCUACGAGUGUAGGACCUGCGGGAAGAGCUUCAGCGUGAGCUCGAAGCUGAUCCAGCACCAGGUAACCCACACUGGGGAAAACCCCUACAAGUGUGCUGAGUGCGGGAAGAGCUUCUUUAGGAACUCUCAGCUCGUCCUGCACCAGCGGGUGCACACUGGGGAGAAACCCUACGAGUGCGUAACCUGCGGGAAGAGUUUCAGCGUGAACUCAGGCCUGACACAACACCAGUGGGUCCACACCAGGGAGAAGCCCUACAAGUGUGCCGAGUGUGGGAAGAGCUUCUCCCAGACCGCGAAGCUCAUUCAGCACCAGCGGGUGCACACGGGGGAGAAACCCUACGAGUGCAGCACCUGCGGGAAGAGCUUCAGCUUGUCCGUAACCCUGACACGACACCAGCGGGUCCACACUGGGGAGAAACCAUACGUAUGCAGGACCUGCGGGAAGAGCUUCAGCGAGAGGUCAGCCCUGACACGACACCAGCUGGUCCACACUGGGGACAAGCCCUAUGAGUGCUCAGAGUGCGGCAAGAGCUUCAGCGUGAGCUCAAAGCUGAUCCGGCACCAGGUAACCCACACUGGGGAGAAGCCCUACAAGUGUGCCGAGUGCCCGAAGAGGUUCUCCGAGAACUCACAGCUUGUCCGGCACCAGCGGGUGCACACUGGGGAGAAGCCUUACAAGUGUGCUGAGUGCGGGAAAAGCUUCUCUGACAACAUGCAGCUCAUCCGGCACCAGCGGGUCCACACUGGGGAGAGGCCCUACGCCUGUGCCCACUGUGGGGUCAGCUUUCGACAGAGUGGCCACCUCACCGAGCACCUGCGCAUCCACACUGGGAGGCGUCCCUACGUCUGUGCUGAGUGUGGAAAGGGCUUCAGAGCGAGCUCAUCGCUCUUCCGGCACCAGCAGACCCACAGGGUUGGGGAGCCCUAGGUGGGGGGAGUUUGGGGAGCAGUGAGGUCUGAUACCCUGGGAGCAAAGCCCGGUGUCUCCCACUCCCAUUGACCACUGUGCUUGUGGAGGGUGAAAGCAGUUUCUUCCUAGGAGAAUGAGCCCACAGAGGUGAAGAAGAGGAGAGGUGGUGGAGGGAGCUGAUUGGAGGUUUGGGGCAGGUGCCAGAAGGAAAGUGCGUGACUCUUUUCAGUAGUGGGCAGCCCCAGGAUGAGGAGCAGUGGCCAUGAACUGAAACAGAAGAAGUUUCACCUGGACAUGAGAAAGAACUUGUUCUGUUGCAGUGUCAGAGCACUGAAGAGGCUGCGUAGGGGGAUGUGGAGGCUCCCUCUCUGGGCACAUCCAAGCCCUGCCUGGACACGUUCAGGUGCCUCUGCCCUGGCAGGGCUGGGACCGGGUGACCCCAGGGUCAGCUCCCAUGGCUGGUGCCGCUCGCAAUGACCCCACACAA